This is a messenger RNA of Archocentrus centrarchus (flier cichlid), 1000 nucleotides long. RefSeq names its product CD209 antigen-like protein E. The transcript has 6 exons. Bases 61 to 876 code for a protein of 271 amino acids. The record is from RefSeq and is a predicted model, not a curated record. Lineage: Eukaryota; Metazoa; Chordata; Actinopteri; Cichliformes; Cichlidae.
GUUUGCAGGUCCUGUGGUACAGAGCUGAUGGUCUCUGAAUAAUUGGCAUUCCAAUAAACAAUGGAAGAAAUUUAUAUCAAUGCUGACUAUGACAAACUUAAAAACCCAAUAAAUCACACAGGUCCAAGCAGCUUUAAGCGGCAUUUCCAUUCAGGUGUUGUUCUGUCUCUGGGCCUGCUGAGUGUGUUCCUGCUGAUUGGACUCAUCACCACUGGUGUCCACUUGCGUGAUUCAGCUGCAGAUCUCUCUGCCACGAGCAACAAACUUUCCUCCAUGACUGAAGAGAGAGACCAUCUGAAGGCAAAUCUUUCCACUAUGAGCAACAAUCUUUCCUCCAUGACUGGAGAGAGAGACCAUCUGAAGGCAAAUCUUUCCACUAUGAGCAACAAACUUUCCUCCAUGACUGGAGAGAGAGACUUGCUCCGUGCCAACCUCACUGAGAAGACCACUGAACUGGAGAGGCUUCAGAGUUUGUCCAAACAGAAGAAAAUGUGUCCUACAGGAUGGACAAAAUUCAGCUCUAGCUGUUACCUGCUGUCUGCUGGCUCUGGUUCCUGGGAUGCAGGUAGAAAGGACUGCAGAGACAAAGGAGCAGAUCUGGUGGUGAUUGAUAGCCCUGAAGAACAGGCCUUCCUCUCAACAAUCAUCCAGACUAACACUUGGAUUGGUUUGAAUGAAAAAGAACAGGAAGGACAGUGGAAAUGGGUGGAUGGAACUCCACUGAUUCUGUCGUACUGGGCGACAAAUGAACCCAAUAAUGCAGGCACACCGCAUCAUGAUGAAGAUUGUGUACAUAUAAGAGAUGAAGACCGCAUGACUUGGAAUGAUAUUUCAUGUGCAUCUUCUUUUAAGUGGAUCUGUGAAAAAAUACCAUAACACCACUGAACAGUUUCUUGGACAUCAUAUAUAUAUUCUUACAUGUUUUAACAUCUUAGCUAUGAUUGUUAUUCUACUCUAGAUUUUAAUUUUAAUGUUGUAUUCUGUUUUGAGUGGGUGUAAA